UUUUGCUUGCUAAGGUUAGGAUUUUCAGAGCGGGAGAAAGGUACCGUCCAAUACGCUCUCAUGGCGGCCACGGAUUCCGUUCAGUGUUUCGGGCGCAAAAAAACUGCUGUUGCAGUAACCCACUGCAAACGAGGCAGGGGUCUCAUCAAGAUCAAUGGCUGCCCCAUUGAGCUCGUGGAGCCGGAGAUUCUCCGCUACAAAGCAUACGAGCCAAUCUUAUUGCUCGGUCGUCAGCGCUUCGCAGGAGUGGAUAUGAGGAUUAGGGUACGCGGUGGUGGUCACACCUCGCAGAUCUACGCGAUCCGCCAGAGUAUCGCCAAAGCCCUUGUUGCUUACUAUCAGAAAUACGUAGACGAGCAGUCGAAGAAGGAAAUCAAGGAUAUCCUCGGCAGGUACGAUAGGACCCUCCUUGUCGCUGACCCAAGGCGCUGCGAGCCCAAGAAGUUUGGUGGUCGUGGAGCUCGCGCACGUUUCCAGAAGUCGUACCGUUGAGAGGAGAAGAGUAAGGGAAGGGAAAAUGAAUUCGGAGAGGUUUUCAUCUCUUCUACUUUUUGCUUGCUUUAUAUUUUAGUUGCAGCAUUGCUGAACAGGUUUAUAAUGUUGGUCAUUGUUUUUGUCUUUUCGAGAUAUUUGCAAAGACCCUUGCAGUUCGGGUAGUAAGUAUUUUUGUUUGUGGUGGGAAAUCGUUCCGCAUUCUUCUUUCUUGUUGAAUUGUGGAUUAGGGCUUCGAAUUUAAAUAGAAAUUGACUUUUGUUUGUG
Telopea speciosissima is the source of this 759-nucleotide messenger RNA. RefSeq names its product 40S ribosomal protein S16-like. Gene Ontology annotation, cellular component: cytosolic small ribosomal subunit; ribosome. Gene Ontology annotation, biological process: maturation of SSU-rRNA from tricistronic rRNA transcript (SSU-rRNA, 5.8S rRNA, LSU-rRNA); translation. Gene Ontology annotation, molecular function: structural constituent of ribosome; RNA binding. The record is from RefSeq and is a predicted model, not a curated record. The coding region runs from base 61 to 492 and encodes 143 amino acids. NCBI's taxonomy places the organism in Eukaryota, Viridiplantae, Streptophyta, Magnoliopsida, Proteales, Proteaceae. The transcript has a single exon.